UAUAUCAUAAAUAUAGUGCAAUAAUUUUGUGAAACAAUAAAAAUAAAUAAACAUGAACAGAAUGAAACAUGUGUCAAUGGUUGUUCCACUUUAGACAAACAGGAUAUUUGACACUUUUAUAGACUCAUAAAACUGGACUGUACCGAGCCAAUCACUGGUUACACUUUAACCAGAAAAACACACACACACAGUAACACACACACAGCCCUGGGUCAGUCUGCAGUGAAAACCUCCACCUCAGCUCUGUCCUCAUAUGGACUCUACAUCUGAACUUCGUCCUCAUGUCAACAGUCCAGUGGAUGUUCUGGGUCCUUGGAGACGUCACCAUGACGACAGAGAGAGGAACUUGAUGACGUUGAAUGUGCUGUUGCUAGGUGACAGACAGAGUGGGAGGAGCUCCGUGGGAAAUGCUCUGAUUGGUGGACAUGAAUUCCUUACAGGUCCUCAAAUCUUGGGUGUUUCCACGACAACAGAGUACCAGGUCCUGAGUCGAAACUUCCCGGGUUUUUUCAGACGUCAGGGGGCGGAGUCUGAUCUCACCUUCAGAGUGACUGACACGCCUCCUCUGACAUUACUCUGCCCCGAGAGUUUGCAUCAGCUCUGUCCUGAUGGCGUGCACGUAGUUGUAGUCGUUGUGAGAGUGGACACAACACAUGAACACACACACCUGGAACAACAACUGGAGCACCUCUUUGGUGCAGGUUGGCGUAGCCACGCCCUCCUCGUCCUUACACAUGCUGACCAUCUGAAGAAGGCGGGUUUUCAACCUUCGGUCUUCCUCACAAAGGCCCCUGAUUGGCUGACGUCACUGGUUAACCAGGUAAAAGGCGGAGUCUUGUUCUUAGACAACAGCUCUGAUUGGCCGUUGAUGGCAGGUCAGCCAGUCAGAGAUGGAGUUCUCCGCGUCUCGGCCGGAAACCAACACAGAGCAAUAAAGGUCAGGACGGAGGUCACAUUCUGACCAAAGAAAAAUGAUCACAACCGUCCACAAAUUAUCAAAGAAUUUCAAAACAUCGUCAGCAAAUAUACUAGAAAUACUUCAAAAACCAAACACUUGAAUUAAAUAAUAAGAUAGUGUUUCUGUGUAUAUCAAAAUGUUGAAAAAUCAAAAAUCAUGAUGACUUUUUUUAUUAUUAACCCAACUACAUAAUAUUUAAAGGGGGAAGAAUGUGAAA
Molecule: messenger RNA, 1175 nt
Organism: Cynoglossus semilaevis (tongue sole)
Lineage: Eukaryota; Metazoa; Chordata; Actinopteri; Pleuronectiformes; Cynoglossidae
Product: GTPase IMAP family member GIMD1
Exons: 4
Coding region: 254-961 (235 amino acids)
Molecular function (GO): GTP binding
Source: RefSeq, a predicted model, not a curated record